AUGGCUUCUACGAUGGCCGCCAAUGCAACCAGCGUACAUAACGCACGCUCAAGUCGGGGAACCAACAUGAGUUCAUCAGGGAUGAAUGACCGCAACCGCGGGUCUCACAACAACGUCAGCAAGAGCUUCGCCGCCGGAAAAUACAACAUCUGGGGUGACUCGAACCUAGGCGGAUUCGGAGACGAUCAACACAUCGGCGAGGCUGCCUUUGAAGGAAAGUCAGGUUCGGGCUCUUUGCUAUCUACUUCAGAGUCCGACGGGUGGUCGGGACGCGCCAAUCUCCCCUGGAGCACUGUCAACAGCAACAACAACAACUCUACCUUCCAGAACCGUGGUCUGGCAACCUCCCCUAUUCAGACACGCGCCAACGAUCGCAGCGCACCUGUUAUGAACGAGACUGGUGAUAGCUCCUACUUUGCCCUCCCUCGCACUACUGGAAUCGGUACAUCCGCUGGAGCUGCAAACCACCGUCCAUAUCUCAACACUUCCUCUGAGGGUGUGUCACCCUCCGGUGAUGGCAUGUCGUUCAGUGGAUUCGCUGGUCGACGACAGAUGAACUCUACUGGUCUCGGUGGAAGUCCAGUAGGAACGACCUUCCCAGUCAAGCCUGGAUUCCCAAACUCGAUUGAAGGUGCCCGCCAGGAUGACAUGGCCGCGGCUAUGGGAAUGUCUUCUUUAGGCUCUGGCAUUCAGGACUCUAUCUCUCCGCCUCAAGGCCGCAGCACUCUCUCCCAUGUUUCUCACAACUCCGCCUCAUUCGCAGCUCAAAGGCCUAACCAUUCCGCGCACCCUUCUUUCUACUCGGAGAACCAGAGUGUCGAUGGGCGUUAUGGUGGCUCCAUGGACCUGAACGCUGGAUUCAACAAGCUUCAGAUUAAUGAUAGCAACUACGCCCAGGGUGUCCAGCGUCCCAAUUACGUCCCCCACGCCUCAUUCGAUGGCUCAUUCCCUCGCGCAAAGUAUCAGAAUAAUGAAGAUGCUGCCUACCAGGGCCUGGCAUACAGCGCUGAAGCCGCUCAAGAGAUGCACCUCGCUUAUCAAGCUCGCUCCCGCGCUACUGACACUGGAUCUAUCUCGCCCUCCGAUUACGCUCGCAUGGAAAGCCCAAUCUACGCCGGAGUGGAUGGUACUGGUCAGUAUCGUAACUCUGGCAGCCGGGUCGCUGAUAGCCAGGCCGCUGCCUUCGAGCGUCGCCUGCGCACUCUCCAAGAUCAGGAGUUAGCCCAGGCUUCUGCCAAUGCGGGCCAGCGGAUGCAAUACCCUCCUGCUUAUGACUUCCAAGGAUACCAGAAUGCCCGUCUCAACGCAUUGUCCGGUUUCUACCCUGUGGCUCACCUCGGUGGCCUAGGAGCAACGGCUUUGGUCUCUCGCACCCAGCGCGACCAUGACCCUACCCAGGUUGUACGCAGCCCUCUUCUCGAGGAGUUCCGCGCCAACAGUAAGGGUAACAAGCGAUAUGAGCUCAAGGACAUCUAUAAUCAUGUUGUGGAGUUCAGCGGAGAUCAGCACGGCUCCCGCUUCAUCCAGCAAAAGCUCGAGACCGCCAACAGUGACGAGAAAGAGCAGGUUUUCCGCGAGAUUCAGCCCAAUUGCCUCCAGUUGAUGACUGAUGUCUUCGGCAACUACGUGGUUCAGAAGUUGUUUGAGCAUGGCAACCAAAGCCAAAAGAAGAUACUUGCUAACCAGAUGCGCGGCCACGUCCUAGCUUUGUCUACCCAAAUGUAUGGAUGCCGCGUUGUGCAGAAGGCGCUGGAGCACAUUCUUACCGAUCAGCAAUCCGCUAUGGUGAAAGAAUUGGAGAACCACGUCCUCAAGUGCGUGCGUGAUCAGAACGGCAACCACGUCAUCCAAAAAGCUAUCGAGCGUGUCCCUUCGCAGUACGUCCAGUUUAUCAUCAACGCUUUCCGUGGACAGGUCAACCGUCUCGCCGCCCACCCAUAUGGUUGCCGCGUCAUCCAGAGAAUGCUGGAGCAUUGCGAGGAAGUCGACCGCCAGUCGAUCCUAGCUGAGCUACACGCCUGCACAUCCAACUUGAUCCCUGACCAGUUUGGCAACUAUGUAAUCCAACAUGUCAUAGAGAACGGUGAUGAGAGUGACCGUACCCGCAUGAUUGACAUCGUCAUGGGCCAGCUACUUGCCUACUCGAAGCACAAGUUCGCCAGCAACGUCGUUGAAAAGAGUAUCGAGUUUGGUGCUCCUCAUGAACGUCACCACAUCAUCUCUACCUUGACAUCUCCAAACGACCGUGGCGAGAGCCCUCUCCUUGGUCUCAUGCGUGACCAAUAUGGAAACUAUGUUAUCCAGAAGGUCCUUGGUCAACUGAAGGAGGCCGAGCGUGAAGCUCUCAUUGACCAGAUCAAGCCUUUGCUCAGCCAGCUCAAGAAGUUCAGCUAUGGCAAGCAAAUUGUCGCCAUUGAGAAGCUCAUUUUUGACCCGAACUGCCCUGCGACCGUGCCGCUGUCUCACACUACUUCAACUACCCCUCCCAACUCUCACAAGUCUUCUCCUCAACCCAUCAAGCGCUCUCUUCCCGCUGAACAGCCCCGAGCCUUUUUGGGCAACGCUCCCCCCACACCUCCCCCCACAGACCCCAGCACGGUCGACAGCUCCCUCGAGCCCAAGGGUCUCGUUAAAAGCACAGUGACCUCAGUUUCCAGUCCCGAGACGGGCAGCACCGGUGUUCCCGUCCCGGUCGAUGUCACCAGUGCUCACUAA
Penicillium nucicola is the source of this 2715-nucleotide messenger RNA. RefSeq names its product mRNA-binding protein PUF3. Gene Ontology annotation, biological process: nuclear-transcribed mRNA catabolic process, deadenylation-dependent decay. NCBI's taxonomy places the organism in Eukaryota, Fungi, Ascomycota, Eurotiomycetes, Eurotiales, Aspergillaceae. Gene Ontology annotation, cellular component: cytoplasm. Bases 1 to 2715 code for a protein of 904 amino acids. Gene Ontology annotation, molecular function: mRNA 3'-UTR binding. The record is from RefSeq and is a predicted model, not a curated record. The transcript has 4 exons.